AUGCUUAAGAUUCUCUUUUUAUGGGCACUGGUCUACAUGAGUGAGGCAGACACUAUAUUCGAUAAUAUCUACAAGACACAAGUGCGUAACCAAGCGACCGCGUGCGUGCUGGCGAGUACCGCGCGCGCCUGCAGGGGCGUGCUCUGGCAGAGGGACUGGCUGCUUAUGAACUACUCCUGCCUGGCCGGCAAUCCCUUCGCGACCGUUAUUGUAAAGAGAGGCAACGUGAAUUGUACCUAUGAAACAACAACCUCAGCAAAUAAUCCAGACCUCUGUUCCCGACACGCGCUGUCGCACUACAAACACCCCCUGUACCCAGACGUGGACCUGGCGCUGUUGCAGCUCGACACCCCUUACACCUCCAUGGAGAUGCUAAACUAUACUAGCAACAAUAUCAUUUUAUUGCAAAAG
Messenger RNA from Brenthis ino (lesser marbled fritillary), 411 nucleotides. NCBI's taxonomy places the organism in Eukaryota, Metazoa, Arthropoda, Insecta, Lepidoptera, Nymphalidae. The record is from the annotation of a GenBank genome assembly.